Cyphomyrmex costatus is the source of this 2202-nucleotide messenger RNA. RefSeq lists its product as uncharacterized. NCBI's taxonomy places the organism in Eukaryota, Metazoa, Arthropoda, Insecta, Hymenoptera, Formicidae. Bases 158 to 1297 code for a protein of 379 amino acids. The record is from RefSeq and is a predicted model, not a curated record. The transcript is spliced from 7 exons.
GACACCCACCGAGCGAGUCGAUCAGCUGUUCCGCGGUACCGACAUCAUUGUCGUUUCGGACGCAGGUAGUCCCAAUGCUACUCUAUCAAGAAGACAUUUCGGACAUCCUCAUUUCGAGUAUUUCUUGGUGCGAACGUGAGUGAAAGAAAAAGGAACAAUGUUGUCGUACAUGCUGCCGACGGAGGACAAGCCACCGCCCGGCGAACCCAGCAGUCAACAGAACAAUUAUCGCACGGCCAGCAAGCUGCAGAAGAGCACCACUGUGGUGAGCACAUCUCCCAGACAAUGCGCGGACACGACUAGAGCGAUGAUAGUCUCCACCAAGAUCGAGGAUCCGGCCGGCGGCGAUCCUGUCGCUCGGCACGGUUUCCCUCGACUGGUCGAGAGCCCGAAGCACAAUGGGACGACUACCGCGAGGAAAUCGACCCUCCACAACGCCAGCAGAGUUACUAAGGACGAUAGCCUCUACAGCAUCGACAGCGUAGCCAGUACCGUCGGCAGCGAACGCAAGAAUAAGAUUCUCAACGGCGCGAAGCACGCCAGCCUGAAGAGGGUAUCCUUCGGCUCGAGUAAAGGAUCGAUGGUGGAAACACUCGUUUAUGAGACCCCAGUGCAAGAGGAACCUGAGAUCAAUCACUUUCUGGACCACAACGGCCGCCUACCUCCUCCUAUGAUACCUGUGCCUGAUACUGACGAAGGUAGAGAAAAAGUACGCGUCUCAUUGUUAGGUCCGCAACCAUCGCCAGCAACGCCAGGUGUUCUUUUGCUGGAACCGAUCACGCAUUCGACAGGACUCCCAAUAAACAUGGCCAACAAUCCCGCGGAACUUUUGACCACGCACACUGAGCACACCACGCCUGCCUACCACACGCAAAUUAGUACGGACAGCGGCUGGGACAAUCCGUUCAGACCGGAUGGCGAUCUCUCCCGGGAAGCCGAUGAGAUCGUCGAGUUAAUAAAGGGUGGAAAACCGAUCACGCCUACCCCGGGUCAAAACGCGCCACCAUUACCGGGAUGCGAUGGCAAAUCUGGCGACUCGAGUACCAGCCCGCUUCUUAAGUCCGCGAAUUGUCACGCUAACUCGUCACCGAGGCCCGGUCAGGAGAAUGGUAGUGCACGAGGUGGUACUCCUUCGAAAGCUGCCGGCAACCAACCUGUUAACGAAAAGGUUGGCGCGUCUCGGACCGCAACGGUGGAAGUUGCGAGGAUGACGGCGCAGGGCCCGGGCGACGCGUCACAGGUCGAACACGUCACCCUGAAGAAGAAGCCUAAGUGCAAGUGCUGCGUACUGCAGUAAUGAUGGUGCGACGGAGCCAGCGGGGACGCGCACGAGAGACGAUCCUCCUCCAUUAUCGGGAGCGUAACUUCAGCUUCGUGGCUAUUGAGGAAAUCACGACUGGGCAACUCGGGGUAUCGAGGACGCAUCGAUGAAGAAGCGACUCGAAGAGGCUGCCGGAACAGGAAAGCGCCGGCAUUUCAAACACGCUCGAGAACAAGUCCAGAAGAUAAUUUCUCAGAGGGAGAAAAAAAUUUCAUCUUUAAAGAAAGUGAAGAAAGUGAAGCGAAAUAUUGGAAACGAAGAAAAUGUGAUUGGAUAUGCGAGAACGUCAGAUUGUUUAAAAUCUGAAGAAAAUUAAACAAACAGUAAGUCAAACAAGAUGUCAAAGAAGCUUCUUGUACCUUUUAAUCAUGAAGAAAUGGGAAACAAGAGCAAGUUUAACCGGAAUGUGAAGAAAAUGAGGAAGAGACUAUCGAUGAUUGUAUGUUGAGGAGAUUGGAAUCUCUGUUAAAAUGCUCUGGAAUAUGAAGUUAACCCUUGCCGUGGAAGAUUGGACUCUCGCCAGGCUAUCUCUAGCUUUCAAGCACGGAAAAGAGGGAUCCACGUGGAGGAUGAGAAGGAACGUCAGUGCGCGAACAUUGAACCGCUUUUCGAGAGACAAUGAUAUUUCAAUGAUGUCACGAGAGACCAGAGUUAGGAAAGAAACGGAAAAAGAAAGAGAAAGAAAAAGAAAUAUAUAUAUAUAUAUAUUAUACAUACAAAACUAUAUUGUAGAUACAGAAUGGUAGCUGUAUAGCUUAUAUGCUUUUACUAUCGUGGUUAAUAAUCAUCAAAGUUAUCGUGAUUUAAAAAAUGCAUCGUACGCGUAGAGCGAGAACGGAAAAGAAAGAAUGUGCGAGAGAAAGCGGCGUGAAUGUAAACAA